AUGACGGCCUCCAAACUUCUAGUCGUGAUCGGCAUCACUGGCAACCAAGGAUCUUCUGUUGCGAGUGCCUUUCUCAAGCUUCCAGACUGGCGCAUUCGUGGCAUCAGCCGCGACAUAUCUUCAGCGGCUGCCCAACAAUGGAUUUCAAAAGGCGUCGAACUUGUGAAAGCAGACCUUGAUGACAUCGACUCCCUCGAGAAUGCCUUUCGCGGCGCCUCUACAAUUUUCGCAGUCACCGACUUCUACAGCCUUAUGCUCGAUCCUGCCAAUCUUGCCGCCGCACAACAAGCCGGAGUUACCCCCAAUGAAUAUGCCUGCAAUCUCGAGACCAAGCGGGGCAUGAACAUAGCCACCGCUGCGAAUUCUCCUUCCGUUUCGGCCACACUCACGCAUUUCGUCUUCAGCAGCCUGAGCGAUACCAAGCACUGGUCGCACGGCAAGUACACUUGGAACUACCACUUUGAUGGCAAAGCGGCAGUCGUGAAAAGAAUCAAGAAGGAGCUGCCUGGUUUGGCUGAGAAGUUGAGCAUUAUCCAGAAGCAAAAAGACGGAGCAUUCGUUGUGCAAAUCCCAGAUAUAGGGGAGGUUCAGCUUCCAUGGAUUUAUGUUGAUCGCGACGUUGGUAUCUUCGUGGAGGCGCUGCUGGCAACUUCUCCAGGAAAGCAGAUUCUAGGAGUCUCUCAAUUGGCCUCUUGGCGUGAAUUUUGGACACUUUGGGCGGAGACCCGGGGCGUCAAGCUCGAGAUUCAAGUGGUCGGUGUGGAAGAGUUUUUCCAAUCCUUGCCGGUGAUUUUAAGGAGAGAAUUCCAAGAAUCCUUGAGAUACAUCGUGGAAUUCGGAUACACGGGCGGCGAUUCAGAUGUGUGUUGCAAUUUACAGGAUGUGUUGCCUGGGGCCAAGACGGCCACGUUGAAGGAGUACAUGGAAAGUGAAGAUUGGUCCAUACUUGACUGA
This is a messenger RNA of Aspergillus udagawae, 954 nucleotides long. RefSeq lists its product as uncharacterized. The coding region runs from base 1 to 954 and encodes 317 amino acids. NCBI's taxonomy places the organism in Eukaryota, Fungi, Ascomycota, Eurotiomycetes, Eurotiales, Aspergillaceae. The record is from RefSeq and is a predicted model, not a curated record. The transcript has 2 exons.